AUGGAAGCUUCUCAAAACGAAUCACGACGAUCUGUACGAAGAAACAUAUCUCUUUUAUCUGCCAUAGCAAGAAGGGCUAAUGAAUGGACUGUCUUAGAUGACCUUAAUGAUGAAGAGAGAAAAGCGCUUGAUAUCAAAGGUCUCAAUGAAAUUAUUUCUUUUGACUUUCCGGAGGUUAUCCGUAAAUUGAAGCUAGAAUCGUAUGCAAAGUUCUUGGUUACUCUUGAAGAGGAAAUCAAGUUUCCAUUAAUGUUCCGACCGACACCUGCUAUGAUUUUUAAUCUGAAUGAGAUCAGUUUUCUAGGAACAAAACCGAUGAAAGAACAUGCUGAGAGAGUGAAAUCAAAUUUGAUACAAGUCGUGACAAAAGAAAUAAAUAGAAAAUAUUGUGCAGACACACCACUAAUACAUCUCUCCGACGGUGAAUUCAACGUGCUUCUUACUCUCCGACCCCUUCUUGAUGGUGUCAAAUAUCCCGAUACUGUUAUGGCUUUACAUUGGAAAGUUAUCGAAAAUAAACUUGACACACAUUUGGAUAAGCUAGCAACAGAUCACGAUUUUGAAAUAGAGAAUAUACGCUGGAUAAUACGCCUUCAAACGGAUGACAAUUCACCAGAAUUCAUAAGAAACAAAGCUCUGAAGCUACGUAAACUUAACGAAAACUAUGUGAUUGAAAGGUUGUCCAAGAAAUAUGAUAUACAAAGCGAUGUGCAUGAUUUAACUGAAACCGAGAAAAUAGUUCUUGAUAGACUUGAUGUUAUACGUAAUAAUUACCCUCCAGUUGUCGAGUGCCUUCAUUGGAAAGUGGCUCACAUUUUCCUAUGCAAAGAAUUUGAUGAUUUCAAGGCUGGAAACUUACCUGGAUAUUCACUGAAAAUCAUGCCUAAGAAGCUGAAAUUCCUCAUGACAAACGAGCGGGUGCCAGACAAAACUAAGGACAAGGCCAGAGAAUUCAAUAAGAUAUUGAUGUGAAAAAAAUGUUCACAUACAAAAGUUGUAUGGAUAAUUACACAACUUAACUCAAAAUGAAAAUUACAUAAAGUAGUAGUUAUAUACGCUAUAUAAUUUGUAAUAGUUUUGUUACGAUUCAUCAUUACUGUUAUGGUUCUGGGAGUAUCAAUAUUCUUUAAAGUAUGUAUUGUCGUUCAAAAUGUUUGGUAUACUUAGACAAAUCAUGACACAAUUUUCUUUUUAAAUUGUUAUCUCAAAAUUAUCUCUUGAUUAAAAGUGUAACUAAUCCUGACUCAAUAAAAGUCUUUAUAAUUAGAAUGUUAUGUUCUUAAGCAGUCGUACACAAUGGAUUAAAGUGAAUCGCUUUUAAGCUACGCAUUGUACAUACAACAGUCUGGCAUGAAAAUGUUUAUCAUCAAAAAUCGCUAACACCGUAAAAACAUGUAUAUAAAUUAGAUAAACGAAAGAUACGAAAAAGAUACGAACUGAAAACAAUUUAACAACUAUCCAAAUUCUAAAUUAUUCUAACACUCCGUGCAAAGUUUGCUUUUCAGCUUUAAUGUCAUUCUUUUGCGAACAUAUUGUUUUUCACCUAGUAAAUGUAGGUGUAAGUGUCACGAAAUACGAAAAUGUUUAUCUACCAAAAUGAAAUCUCUCUAGAUGAUGUCUUUUUUUGCGUUGUUAUCAUGUACUGCAAAUUUAAUCUUAAUAUUCAGUCUUAAAUUAUUACAGUUUGACAAGUGUGUUUUUAAAGUUGUUAAGUGCAUGAAUGGGUAUCUAAUAUCUUUCUACACAUACACAAAACAUGUUCAGUUAAUUUCUUUCUUUCACAAUUCAGAUGUUUAAAAAAGCAUAUCCAAGUAAAUAACACCUCGCUGAUUAGAAAACAAUCAUUCGGAACACCACGCCGAUGACCAAUCAACACCUUAUCCGAAGUUUGACGGGAAAGGCAUGAUUACAUCAUACCAUAGUUUAUCUAUUUUAAAAAUAGAUUUAUUAUGGCAUUAUGCCAUUUUAUUAUCUCAAGUCAAAUAACCAAUGAAUGAUAUAGGUAGUUAAGAUAACCACAGUUUACCCGUUUAUCAUUAUACAUGUACACUUCAUUAUCAGAUAACUCAUGUAUGACUUAACGCUUAUUAUAUACGUUUUCAAUGUGCAAAUAUGUAAUACAUGUAAAUACAUGUUAUUCACAUUCAUUUGUACUUCGGGAGUGAAAAAUAAAACAUUUCAGUCUUGCUUGUAUGUCAGAUUUUGAUGAAGUAAGUGCCUCUAACUAGUUACUUGAGUGAUCGAAUAUGAAAAACACUAGGUUUUUAUAGGCACAUACUGAACGGUGUCCUUUUAUGAUUGAUCUUAAGUUACAAAUUAUUAUAGUUUAGAUUUGUAAAAAGCUAUAACAACAACAACAUUUUAUUUUGUACAUAAAGGCCUCCGGCCCAAAAUACAUAAUAUAAUCAAAACAGAUAUGCAUAUUUAGCUGUGUCUACAAUAUACGUUGUUAUAUAUGACAUGCUUUCCUAUUUAUAUUAAUUAUCAACAAUUUUCAUAAUUUCAUGAACAAAAAAAGCAAUAUUCUUUAUUUUUUCUUCAUUUUGAGUUUUAAUCAAAUUACAAAAAUUAUGGAAUGUAUAAUCAUGACUGUACCAUGGAGAUAUAUAACGUUGUCUUUGUUGGGAAAAUCUGUUACAAAUAAAAAAUACAUGAAAUUCAUCUUCGAUGAACGAAUUGUUAUAAUUUUGCAAACAGUGAUGACAAAUUCGCUCAUAUCUUGGUAUACCCAAAUGUCGUCCACUUUAUAUAUAUAAUUUAUGACUAGAACGUCUAAAUCUCGAUAAUGAUCUUUUUACAUAAAAUGGCAUAUCAAUAGAUAAAUACUUUUCAGGAUUAUAGAUUUGAAAAAUUUAUAGGUGUCACAUCGGGGUGAAUUCUGAAUUUCUUCCAUCCAAUUUUGUGUUUUACAAUCAAUAGUCCUUUGUUUAAAAUGAAACAACAAAUAACUAGAUUGAUAUCCCCAAUUUCUUGACUUAGCCACACAAAGCCAAACCCAUAAGUAUACAAUAAGUUUUUUACUGAAGUUGCCCAAUUUUUCUUUCCAACAUUAUCUUGUCUAGUUAACAUCAAAUAACAAUUUCUAGGAUAUCUGUGUUCUGGCAUACAAAGAAGUUUACACCAAUAUUUGAUAAUUUUUACAUGACGAUCAAUACAUGAAGGAAUCCUUCCACAUUCUCCCAGUGCAACAUUAUCAUUAACAGAAUAAUAUACACCUAGAAAAUCUUUACAAUAUUGUAUUUGAACUUGUUCAAGAAUUUCGGAGAUUUCACUUCGAAAAAUUUCGGCCAUAGGUAAGUAUAGGUUUUACCAUAGAGUCAAAUUAUUUAAAAUAAUCAGAAUGUAAGAACUUUCCUUUCUUUUGAUAUGAUUAAAUAGCAUAAAUAUAUUUCCUAGCUUGUGCAGCAAGUUUAGUUUUCGCCUUUGUCCAAGAUAAUUUAGGUGUAAAUAAAAAACCCAUAUAUUUGUUCAUUGAGGUAACAUUUACUGAACUGCCGUUGAAGAACAAAUUUUCAUAUGAUCUGAGCGGUCCUCCAUUUCUAAAUACAAUAAUUUCAGUUUUAUUCUCAUUUAUAGACAUACCGGUAUUAUUACAAAAUUCUGAAAUUGAAUUUAAUUGAGACUGAAGUUCGUUUGCAGUAUCGGCGCAAUUUACAACAUCAUCAGCGAAAAGAAUGCAUAAUAUAUCGGGAAUUUUAUCCGUAAUGAAUAUACCGCGAUGUCCCCUUAUUACGCAGAAAGGGAGAUAUCUCAUUUAUAUACAGGUUAAACAUAAUCGUACUUGUUACGUCCCCUUGUCUUGUACCUAUGUUACAUUUAAAAUAUUCUGUAGUUUUGGCAGUACUAACUUGUACACAUCCACGCAGUUUUGAGUAUAUGAGCACGAAACAAAUGACAUGAACAGAACACGAAACAAAUUCCCCCUAACGCCACAUCUGUUAUUGAAUAAAUUAAAAUGUUUAAGUCCAUCAAAUGCUUUUUUAAAAUCUACAUAAUGAAUAUAAAAUCGUCCACCGGAUUUGCUGAUAUAUUUCUGUACCGUACUUUGUAAUAUAAAAAUAUUAUCAAUUGUAAAGUAACCAGCUCGAAAUCCGGCUUGGGAUUCAUCUAUUUUAUCAAAUUUCUCAGCCAAAAUAUAUAACCUAUCAUAUAUAAUAUUAGAAAAUAUCUUAUACAUAACAUUGAUUAAGGAAAUUCCUCUAUAAUUAGAAGGGUCAUCUUGAGGCCCAGACUUGUACACGGGUACUAUUAAACAAUCCCUCCAAAUAUCUAGGAAAACCCCAUUACUAAAUAUCCUAUUAAACAAUUUACAAAGGACAGGUGCGAUUAAUGACGAAGUAUUUUCAUAGAAUUCUGCUCCGAUGCCAUCACUUCCCUGUGAUUUUCCACAUUUCAAUUUAUUUAUACUUUCGAUGACUUCACCAGAAGAAAUUUCAGAAUUUAAAUACAGAUUUUCCUCAUCAGUAUUAACUCUAAAGUCCUAAUUACUUUCAAAUAUAUUAGGCUGGUUACUUUUCAAUAAUAACUCAUGAAAAUAAUCAAACCAAGGUACCGUAUCUAUCAAUGAAGAUUGUUAAUUUAUAUUACCAUUUCUAGAUUUUAACAGUUUCCAAAAGGCUUUGGGGUUUGAUCGUAACGUAAUUAGUUGAUCGCGCUUAGACUUUUGGUAAAGAUACUUUUUAUAGCACGUUUUUCAAAACGUUUUCGGAGCGCUACACAUUGUUGAAAGUCUUAUAUGUUAUUAGUCCAGCAAAAUCGUCGUAGAGCUGCGUAUUUAAGCUGCUUAGUUGUUUCACAUUCUCGAUCCCACAAGGGUUAAUUAUUAUUUACACUAUUUCGCGCUAAAUAUCUUACGCGCAUAUUUGCUGAUGAUUUGUUAUAAAUAUUAAUGAUAUGAUGACUUGUAUUGUUUAUAUUUAGAUCUAUUUCAUUAAGUACAUUCUCUCGUAUAGAAUUAUACUCCGCGGUAAAUAAUUGUAAGAAAUUCGCCAUAUACCUAUCAUUUCAUCUAUAAUUGUCGACAUGCACUUCAUUAAAGGUUUCAUUUUUCUUAUAAUAUUUAACAAAUGGUUGCCCUCGCUCUAAAGUCAUUUUUGCACAAAUUGGUAAAUGAUCUGAUUCGUGACGCUCUUCAACGUUAAAAAUAUCAGACUAGACAAUAUGAUAGUAAAUAACACUUGCUCCAUUGUAAGUUAAACAAGUAAAAUUACAUGCAACUUCAUUGUACAAACGACCAUUUAAAAUGUGUGCCGAGUCCGUUUGAUGUAAGUGGCCGCCUUUUUUUAAAAGUUGUGUAUUUCACGGGAAGAAAAUAAUUGUGUCUGAUUCAGAGGGAUGCCAUUAGGAUUUGUUAGUCAUACAUCUUUUUAGAAGAAAGAAAACUUAUUUGAGGAUUGUUACAGACAAUAAUAAUUGUUGACUGGUGUGUACACAUUCAAAGAGUGGCUUGGAAAUUGGAAAACAUGGAAUUACGUACGCUGGGUUCUUUACUUAUUCUUCGUGCUUAUGACUGUCAUUGCUUUUCAAGUAGACAAUUAUUGCUCGUAGAAUACUUUAAUA
Molecule: messenger RNA, 5559 nt
Organism: Ruditapes philippinarum (Manila clam)
Lineage: Eukaryota; Metazoa; Mollusca; Bivalvia; Venerida; Veneridae
Exons: 2
Coding region: 1-972 (323 amino acids)
Source: RefSeq, a predicted model, not a curated record